Pseudophryne corroboree (corroboree frog) is the source of this 2206-nucleotide messenger RNA. RefSeq names its product regulator of microtubule dynamics 3 (gene RMDN3). NCBI's taxonomy places the organism in Eukaryota, Metazoa, Chordata, Amphibia, Anura, Myobatrachidae. The record is from RefSeq and is a predicted model, not a curated record. Gene Ontology annotation, molecular function: microtubule binding. The transcript has 13 exons. The coding region runs from base 140 to 1546 and encodes 468 amino acids. Gene Ontology annotation, cellular component: mitochondrion; mitotic spindle pole; cytoplasm.
UGCCACAGUCUGGAUGAAUCGAGUGCUGAACCUAGCACAUGAGCCUGCGUCCCUUGCUAAAACACCUGGGACUGCGGCUUUACUGUAUAUCACUCCCGUAGAGGCAACGGCAUAAUCCAUUGUGGUGACGGACAACAACAUGUCUAAACCUAUCCUUUCAUAUCAGAUUGGAUUGGGUUUGGCAGCUGGAGCAGCUACAGCGAUUGUAGUUUAUGUGUUGCACCAACGACGACAAAAGAGGAUUAAUAGAACAACGUCUAAACAAAAUGGGAAUCAUAUACACUCGUUUGCAGAUCAUAAUAUUCCAUUAACCUCAAGUUACUCACAAGCUUUUUCAGGAAGGGGAGAUAUCGUGGAUGUGUCACGUGGUGAGCAGUUGGAGCUGUUGAACCGCUUGGACCAUGUUCUUGGCAGCAUUACGGAGUUGAAGCAGGAGGUUGAAUCUCUGCGGAACAUUCUACAUGGGCUAGCUGAGGACAUUGUUGGAGAAGUGCGGUCACAUCUGGAGGAGAGCCACAAGGCCAAUCGACGCAGAAGGUUCCUGAUCCACAGAGAGAGGACAGAUUCCACAGGCUCCAGCUCUAUCUAUUUCACAGCUAGUUCUGGGGCACAACAUACAGAUGCAGAAAGUGAAGGGGGUUAUACUACGGCAAAUGCUGAAUCUGAUUAUGACCGUGAAAGCAGCAAAGCGAGUGAGGAAGAGGAGGAGGAUGAAGUCAGCUGUGAAACUGUGCGAACAAUGCGGAGGGACUCUGUGGAUCUAGUCACAGAUGAUGAAGCGACAAUGUUGGCCACUGACACUUUAGAUGAGGAGCUAACACUUCUGCUGGAGAAGUCUGACCAGUUGCACAACGGCGAUGAUGAGCAGAGAAGGGAAGGAUUCCAGCUGCUCUGCAGUAAUAAAUUACUGUAUGGGGACCAUCAAGACUUUCUGUGGAGACUAGCCCGUUCCUACAGUGAUAUGUAUGAAAUUACUGAAGACAUUCUGGAGAAGAAAUCGUAUGCAUUUGAUGGGAAAGAAGAAGCUGAAAUUGCACUUCAAAAAGGAGGCCAAAGUGCAGAGUGCCACAAAUGGUUUGCCAUCCUUUGUGGGCAACACUCAGAGCAUGAAGGCAUUCAGAAGCGCAUUCAGAUUGGAUAUCUUUUUAAGGAACACAUUGAAAAGGCAAUUGCUUUACAGCCCCAUGACUCUGUAUGCUACUAUCUGCUUGGCCGGUGGUGCUAUGAGGUCUCUAAUCUUGGCUGGCUAGAGAGAAAAACUGCUUCUGCCUUAUAUGAAACCCCACCAAGUGCUACUGUGCAAGAGGCUUUGGAAAAGUUCCUCAAGGCAGAGGAACUCUCACCAGGAUUUUCCAAAGCGGCAAGGGUUAACAUUGCAAAGUGUUACAGGGACUUGGGGGAAAUCAGCAGUGCUAACCACUGGAUAAAACUGGCUGCAGAGCUGCCUGAGCGCACUAAGCAAGAUAAAGAAAGUGCUCCUGUUAUUGAGGAGAUGUUGCUGACACUUGGUGCAGAAAGUGAUACCUCAAUAAAUACAUUUGCUUAAUGAUGACCAACAUAUUCCAUCAAGGGAUCAAUGAAUGAAUGAGUGUUUUGAAAGUCUUGAAGUUAUUUUAUUCACCUGAAAAUGUGACUUUAUUAUUGACAGUGUUCCUGUUAAAUUACUGACAUGUUUUACUUUGUGUAAGUAAAGGUAGGCAAACUGAGAGGGACAAAGGAUACCAGCUGCCUGUGUGUGGGCAGGCUAAGGGCGGUUUCCUAUUAGCUGCAGUGAAUUACCACAGCUAUUCUAUUAGCCCCGUAGCUGGCACUUAUCGUGGAUUUUGAGGUACGCGAAGCAGAUUCCCCGAUAACCAGCCUCAGGAGACCCGUUAUUGGAUAUUGACACAUGGUUUUCCCAUGUGCUAUCGCCCGAUAGCGGGUGAUUUACCACCCGGUAAAAAUGGGCUGUAAUUGUAUAGCCUGAUAGUAUUAAAAAGCCAGUUAUUACUGUGCGGUAAAUCACCACACCUCAUAGGAUACCGCCAUAAGUCUCUUAUAAUAACAUCUUUGUGCCUUGGCUUCCUGCCUGAAUUGGUUAUUGUGCAAUGAAAUUGAAAUAAUUAUUUAUUCUUUCAAGAAAAUUCUUUGUUUUAACUAUUUUAUCUAAUGAACACUGAAAUAUUGUAUUUUUUUCUGUAUACUUUAUAAAUUGGCACUAGUUUAA